AUGGCAUCUACCUCAGGACUCAAAGCUCAAGGGAUCGGUGAACCAUCUUGUGAAACUCCUGUAGUGGCUUUCACAGAGGGAAACAAGGAUCACCAAGAUGAUAUGCUUGCUUCCGAGGAAGGCUUCACUCCCUAUGUAAUUGACGUUUAUGAGGGUCAGGAUGUAAUGAGCAAGAUUAUUGAUUUUUGCAAACAAGUGCCAGAUCAAAUAGUUUGCGUUAUGUCUGCAUUUGGCACUUUGUCAGAGAUAACAUUCAAGAUCCCUUUCGUUGAUAAGAUUACAUACGAGGGUCAAUUUGAUAUACUACGUUUAUCUGGAUCAUUUGAACCCGUUAAUCUUGGUGAAUUUGGGAGAAAAGGUGGGUUGAGCAUAAUUUUUUCUCGUAAAGAUGGAAAAGUCGAAGGGGGACGGGUCAUUGGGCAGCUCAAAGUUGCUAAUUUUGCAAGGAUCAAUGUGGGUAUUUUCAAGAAGCAUAAGCGUGGAGAGAAAGAAGAGCCCGUCUUUGUGGAAGAAGAAAUUGAAUUUCAUGCAUAG
This is a messenger RNA of Daucus carota subsp. sativus, 534 nucleotides long. Its product is annotated as AT-hook motif nuclear-localized protein 7. The coding region runs from base 1 to 534 and encodes 177 amino acids. Gene Ontology annotation, molecular function: minor groove of adenine-thymine-rich DNA binding. NCBI's taxonomy places the organism in Eukaryota, Viridiplantae, Streptophyta, Magnoliopsida, Apiales, Apiaceae. The record is from RefSeq and is a predicted model, not a curated record. The transcript is spliced from 6 exons.